AAUAUUGUCUCUUAUCGCCACGUCUGGUUGGAAUAUUUUCAAAUCAACCAGUUCACUCCUAGCAUCCCCUGCGUUUUUAUAUUACAAGAAUAUUGUAACGCAGGAGACCUGAAGACUUACGUAAUGCCGUAUUUGAAUAGCUUUAGUACUAAGGAGUUAUUGAAAGAGAGAAUACGAAGGCGCCAAGAAUUGCCACAAGCAGAAGUAGUAGCUCCAGUUUUGCCGCAGAGAAGACUGUCCAUCGAAGAGGUUGCCACAAUACUUAAGAACAUAACAACUGGCCUUGCAUAUUUACAUGAGAAUGGACAUCUCCAUCAGGAUCUGAAACUAUCAAAUGUUUUACUUCAGCAGCAGGAUACUGAGUUCCGCGCUCUGAUUAGCGAUUUUGGGGAUGUUCGGGUCGAUCAGAAACCGGACACCCAAUAUAACUAUGACUCCAGACCACAGGACGGCUACAUUGCUCCUGAGCUGCUGAAGCAAGAUGAAUACGGCCAAUAUGGAAAUUACAGUACGAAAUCGGACGUUUUCUGCCUUGGCCUCAUCUUGCACUUCAUGUGUUUUGGUAGACUGCCUUUCGAAGCACCGAGGCUCAGCCUUGGUGAGGAAGACACGGAUCUCGAGAUUCCCAGAGAAGCAAUAGUAUCAUGGUCCGGAUUCCAAAUGACCAGCACGUACAGGAUUGAACGACCUGAUUUACCACUACUUCUCUACAACUUGCUGGGCAGAUUACUAGCUUUGCGCCCUACUGAUAGGCCAUCUGCAGAGGAAAGUUUGAACACUUUACGCAGCGGGCAAGGUCUCUGA
This is a messenger RNA of Cadophora gregata, 804 nucleotides long. Its product is annotated as putative serine/threonine-protein kinase iks1. The transcript has a single exon. Gene Ontology annotation, molecular function: ATP binding; protein kinase activity. Bases 124 to 804 code for a protein of 226 amino acids. The record is from RefSeq and is a predicted model, not a curated record. Gene Ontology annotation, biological process: protein phosphorylation. NCBI's taxonomy places the organism in Eukaryota, Fungi, Ascomycota, Leotiomycetes, Helotiales, Ploettnerulaceae.